Messenger RNA from Triplophysa rosa, 4462 nucleotides. RefSeq names its product bisphosphate nucleotidase 1 (gene bpnt1). Bases 381 to 1310 code for a protein of 309 amino acids. NCBI's taxonomy places the organism in Eukaryota, Metazoa, Chordata, Actinopteri, Cypriniformes, Nemacheilidae. Gene Ontology annotation, biological process: phosphatidylinositol phosphate biosynthetic process. The transcript is spliced from 9 exons. Gene Ontology annotation, molecular function: 3'(2'),5'-bisphosphate nucleotidase activity. The record is from RefSeq and is a predicted model, not a curated record.
UUUUUUUUGUGGGUUCAAUGAGCAAAUGUACUUUAAAUGGUUAGGGUAAGGCUCGAAACGCAAAGGAUUUAGUGAGAGACGUCUUUUUCGAUUGACGAAUGGCUCUUUCCUUCCACACAGCGGCCAUAUUGAGCGUUGCAUUCGCUCCGCAUUCUUUGUAAUGGCAGUGGCCCAUCUUGUUGAUAUUUAUCAUCUUUGGUUAUGUGUCUUAACGCCAGUUCAUAAACUCCAAUGGUUUAUCUCUAGUGCUGUAGGGGCAGACUGUUUGAAUCUCUAUUUCAUUUGGGAACGUCUUUCAAACCACUUAGCUAUCAAACGGGAACGUUUGUUUCGUCUGGUUGGCGCAGGGAAGAGAAAACAUAAUAAAAAAAGUGACAGUGAUGGCGAGCAGCCCUGCAGUGCUGAUGCGCCUGGUGGCUACAGCCUAUGCUGUGGCGGAAAAGGCUGGCUCUAUUGUCAGGAAGGUGCUUUACAGUGGAGAGCUUGGCAUCAUUGAGAAGACGGGACCCAAUGACCUACAGACUCUGGCUGACAGACUUGUUCAGAAGAGUAUAUGUGCAUCCUUGUCAAAAAUGUUUCCGAAGGUUACUAUCAUCGGUGAAGAGGAUUUACCAGCUGAGUCUGUUGAAGAUGACCUGAUAGAGAUUGGGCUGAACAGUGUAGUCCUACAAAAGCCAUGUCCUAAUCAGUAUACUAACCUAAAGGAGGAAGAGCUGGUUGUGUGGGUGGACCCUCUUGAUGGUACCAAAGAAUAUAGUGAAGGACUUCUAGAUCAUGUGACAGUGUUGAUAGGCAUUGCUUAUGGAGGGACAGCCAUUGCUGGAGUCAUCAAUCAACCUUUCUACAACUACCAGAUGGAGGCUGGUGCUGCUUUGGGCCGAACGUUAUGGGGAGUGUUAGGUUUGGGUGCAUUUGGGUUCCAACUCCAGGAAGUCCCAGAUGGGAAAAGAAUUAUCACUACCACGCGAUCCCAUAGCAAUAAGCUAGUGACCUCAGCAGUUCAAGCCAUGGAUCCUCAUGACGUCAUUAAAGUGGGUGGAGCUGGGAAUAAGAUCAUCCAGCUAGUCGAAGGAAAGGCCUCUGCAUAUGUUUUUGCCAGUCCAGGCUGUAAGAAGUGGGACACAUGUGCACCUGAAGCAAUUCUGCAUGCAGUUGGAGGCAAACUAACAGACAUGCAUGGUGUAGGAUACAGAUAUGAUGCAGAUGUAAAGCACAUGAACUCUGCUGGUGUGUUGGCAACACUGCAAGAUCAUCAGUAUUAUUUAAGCAGAGUACCCGAGAAUGUCCUACAAGAGCUUCCUCGAGACUGAACUAAUGAACAACUUUAAAGCAAUAUGCCAUUAAUGAUGUCCUUGUCAUAAAACCGUAAUUAAUUUAGCAAAUGAUUUUGUACAAUUUUCUAAACUACACAUCCUGAUUCAUUACUGCUUACAUUUACCUAAAUAAAAAAUGUAUACGAGGGACUAUUUUAGGAGAAUUGUUUAUGUUUUGACGUGUUUUUCAGGCUUGAUUAUGAAUAUUUGAAGAGUUGGGUCUUACACUAUCAUGUAAUCUGUUUGAGAUGUUUUGCAUUAUGCAUAAUGUAAAACAAAUGUUAAGCAGUGCCAUUAGCACUUUGUUUCGUGAUAUUCUUAAAUAUGCACAAUAAUCAUAUAUAGUUCAGUAGGCUACUGCUAUGGUCACAAUAUUUUAGAUUAGCUUAAUAUGUAUCUGUUUGUAAGCAAACUUUGAUCAGUUUCAGCUUUCUAACUUAUUCAGUUGCUUCUGGGUUGCCAUGAGACCAUAUUGUACUGUGGGUAUACAAUACAUACGCCAGGUUUCCAUCCAAAUGUGAUGCAAAUCUUUUCAAAGUUCGCAAUAACAGGAGGAAUGACUAAUACGAAAUUGGUGUGUUUCCAUUAGAGAUGCAACAAUACAGUUAACCCAUGGUUCAUGUACCUCUGUUUUUUACCCACGGUUUUUGGUUCGGUUUGGUUCUGAUGGCUUGGCACAUUAAAGUGUUUUUCAUUAUUCUAUGCUUAUGUGACAGGAACAGUAAGAAGUUAAGAAGAAAAAAUAUAUAUUUUAAUACCGUUCUCUUUAUUUUACUUUUACUUAUUUCAUUCUCUUUAACCCAAAACAACUUGUACAAUUCCUGGUGUAUUGAAAAAUAUAAAUUAAAGAUAUAUAAAAUGUAGUGAUUCAAUAGGGAACAGUGUUAUUUACACAAGAAGUUUGCACUGCACUCUUGUUUUUCUUCUGUAGUUGUGGUGCGUUAAUCUAAAAGAGUAUCUUUAUACAAAAUUAUUCGCACUCACAGAGAUAUAAAUGUAUUUUGGUGUUUUAUUUAAUCAUUGGAGGACAAAGACAGAUGUUUUGGCUAAUGUCUUCAGUGUGUUUAGCCAUUAAUGUGGAUACAACACUCGUGAUAUACUAUAGCAGUUGUGGUGAUUAUAGACGUGAUCUUGGAUGUUUAUGUAUGGUAUUUAAGUUAAUAAGUGGGAUAUGUUGACGAGUAUGGGGUUAUUUUUGUUUCUUUAUUAUUCAUAUUAUUUAUAUUAUAUUUUUUUUAUUUCAAAACAGAGGAAUGUGUUCACGAAUUCAUUUGCAAUGUACGUUUUUCUUUUAGCAGUUCACAGUUUUCAUCACGUACCAACACGCUUCGCUCUCUGCUCUGCUGUGUUUGUUUGCGGAAAAAAAACUUUUGGGUUGAAAAGUAUUGCGGAACAGAAACUUUGCUUAUGGGUUGAAAUGUUUUGCUUGCAAGUGAGGCCGCAUCUCAAUUGGGUGGGAUCUACCAACCUGAAUGAAAGACCUCUCUGUAUAUAUUGGCCACUUUCAUUCGAAGUGACCGAAUGGCCACACCAACUAAUGUAGAUGUGUAACCAAUGUGUUAAUCUCUUUAAUCUAAUUAUGUUACGCUAGUACAUAACUAGUAGUUAGUGAUACAUCUUUAUAGUUUUGAUCAAUUAACAGUAGCUUUAGCUUCUAUAGUCUGUUAGACUAAUUUACGUUGUUUUAUGAUUGCUGUUCGUUUUGAGAGAAUAGCCUGCCUGCCCUGGUUUUAUACAGGCAACAGUCUUACACAGAUAGUAUUACCAUUGUUACGUUUAAUAAUAUUCACUCAGUGUAUACAGACAUUAAACAUUUACUCAAAAAUGUCAACACCUAUUGUACAGACAUAACUGAUUUUAUUAUUUAGUAUAACAUUACUACUGAAUAGGUUUAAUAUAUUAAAUACCUUCAAUAGGCUAUAUGUCCCAAAGUAGUCCAUAUAAAAAUGAAAAACACAAGUAUGAUUUUAGUAUAUUUAUUCUGUUACUCCAAUAAAAUUACAAAAAAACAUGAAUUGGAAAUAUUUUGGUAUAUGUAUGUCAGAGCCAUUGAGAAGAGAGAGUUCUGCCAACGGAAGUCCAAAACGCUGGAGCGUCACGUGAUUCAUGGAGCCUUCAGAUAGUUCCAGGAAGUUAUGUUUUCGCUUUAAAUGCUGUUUAGUCGCCGCUCCAUGCGUUACUAGUAACUUCUGGAAACUAUUGAGAGCCUCCAUUGCUGUGAAAAAACUGUUCCAUUGGAGUCAACGGAGUUGACGCGACUCGCUCUCUCUCUCUCUCUCUCUCUCUCUCUCUCUCUCUCUCUCAAUGGCUCUGAUGUAUGUAUAAUGACUUGUGUACCAAUAGUAAUUGUUUGUAUUCAGUCAACACCUAUUUGGAGAAAAACCUUUCAGACCUUUAACACUGGUUUAAUUUCUUGUAAUUUAGUAACUCGUAUUAAUUUCUCACAUGACUCUUCGAUGGAGGUUACACUGAAGUCAGGUGAUGACGGGUGAUAUGGUGGUGGAUUUUAAAGGAAAAUGGAGGCCAUGAAUCUGACUUAUCAUCUGGGUAAAAGUGUGGAGGUGGUGAAAAGAUACUAUGCUCUACUUUAGGGGGAUACAACAUUGACCUGUAAGGAUGGCUACUAGAUUGUUAUUGUUUUAAACUGACUGGAGUCAACAGCAGAGAGGAUGACGACAACAGUCAACUCAAAGCAUCCUCUCCACACAGCUUAUUUUGGAGAGUUGAGAACCACAAAGUGAUACUGGACAUCUUUAUGGCCUCCUAUCAGAUCGCUCCCCAUCAUUCCUGCAAAAGCACCAACAAUUAUAAUUACAAUCUCAUCUUCUUCAACUUGUUACUAUGUACUGUGUAUGUUUUUAAAUGCCCCUAUAUGAUCUAUCUCAUUAUCUUUUAUGACUGCUUCAGGUUUACUCAAUCCAGUCAACUGAUCCAAAACUGUAAUUACAUUUAAAUGGGGACAGUCAGUUUAAUACCUGAAUGUAAAUGUAACGUGUGGGAAUAUUUUUCAGAUAAAAGUAUGAUUUAAUUAUCAAUAUAAUCAAUAAGUGUUUUCUUUCAUUAAAUCAUUAAGCUGUGUGCUUUUGUCAUGUGCUUUCUAUUUUACUCAGUGGAAAGUUACUGUGGCAAACGAAGUGAGACAGGAUAAG